Arabis nemorensis is the source of this 2331-nucleotide messenger RNA. NCBI's taxonomy places the organism in Eukaryota, Viridiplantae, Streptophyta, Magnoliopsida, Brassicales, Brassicaceae. The record is from the annotation of a GenBank genome assembly.
AUGAGCAAGGAACAAAGUUGUGUUCUAAAAGCUUGGGAGGUGACGGUGAGAAAGACACAACAAGCGAAGAAGCGAGCAAACAGCAUUUUCKGGACGGUAUCGGUAUCUCCACAGACAGAUGAUGAUACUACUACGACUGAGGAGAAUGAUGACGAGACUAGCACAAACAGCACAGGAUUGUACCAAGCUGAAAGAGUACUUCCUAAUGGAGACUAUUACACAGGGCAAUGGUUUGAUAGUUUCCCCCACGGGCACGGGAAGUAUCUUUGGACAGAUGGUUGUAUGUACAUUGGUGAGUGGUAUAACGGGAAGACUAUGGGGAGAGGGAAGUUUGGGUGGCCUUCUGGUGCCACAUAUGAAGGCGAAUUUAAAAGCGGAUAUAUGGAUGGUAUUGGCACUUACACAGGUCCUAGUGGAGAUACUUAUAGAGGUCAGUGGGUGAUGAACCUGAAACAUGGACAUGGGAUCAAGAGUUUUGCAAACGGAGAUGUGUAUGAUGGUGAAUGGAGGAGGGGCUUGCAAGAAGCACACGGAAAGUAUCAUUGGAGGAAUGGGAGUUAUUACAUUGGGGAAUGGAAGAAUGCUAUGAUUUGUGGCAAAGGUACAUUUAUUUGGACGGAUGGGAAUAGAUACGAUGGGUUUUGGGAUGACGGGUUUCCCAAAGGAAACGGGACUUUCAAAUGGGAAGAUGGGAGUUUCUACGUUGGCCAUUGGUCUAAAGAUCCUGAAGAAAUGAACGGUACUUAUUAUCCAUCGGAGAACGAAGAGAAUAAUCUUGAAUGGGAUCCGAAAGACGUGUACAAUAGUCUGAGUGAGUACAAGAUCUGCAGUGGUGAGAGAGUUCCUGUAUUGCCUUCACAGAAGAAGCUCUCUGUUUGGAACUCUUCCAAGCGUGUAGAGAAGCCGAGGAGGAUGUCUGUUGAUGGGAGGGUAAGUGUGGGUGUAGAUAGAGCGUUUGAGAAGAUGAAUAUGUGGGGAAGUGAAAGCGGUGAAGGCGCUGCUGAUAUUGAUUCUACAACGAGGAGGGAUUUGGAUGCUGAAAUGAUGAGACUAGAGGCCGAAGGCUUCAUUCAAAGCUUAAGACCGACCUCUGCACCAAUGAGAUUGCCAAGAGCAGGGAGGAAGCAAGGGGAGACAAUAUCGAAAGGCCACCGGAAUUAUGAGCUUAUGCUCAAUCUACAGCUUGGAAUCAGACAUUCUGUUGGAAAACAAGCUCCGGUUGUGUCUCUUGACCUUAAGCAUUCGGCUUUUGAUCCAAAGGAGAAGAUAUGGACAAGGUUUCCACCGGAGGGAACCAAAUACACACCUCCUCAUCAAUCUAGUGAAUUCAAAUGGAAAGACUAUUGUCCAUUAGUUUUUAGGAGCUUGAGGAAGCUAUUCAAGGUAGACCCGGCUGAUUACAUGCUAUCGAUAUGCGGGAAUGAUGCCCUUCGGGAACUAUCAUCCCCUGGUAAAAGUGGAAGCUUCUUCUACUUAACAAACGAUGAUCGUUACAUGAUAAAGACAAUGAAGAAGGCUGAAACUAAAGUGCUUCUGAGAAUGCUUGCAGCAUAUUACAACCAUGUUCGAGCAUUUGAGAACACUUUGGUGAUUAGAUUCUACGGUCUGCACUGUGUGAAACUGACUGGACCAAUCCAAAAGAAGGUGCGGUUUGUCAUUAUGGGAAAUCUAUUUUGUUCAGAGUACUCCAUCCAUAGACGUUUUGAUUUGAAAGGAUCUUCUCUUGGUCGUACAACCGAUAAACCUGAAUCAGAAAUCAAUUCAAACACAAUCUUGAAAGAUCUUGAUCUGAAUUUCAUUUUCAGACUACAAAAAGCUUGGUACCAAGAAUUCAUCAGGCAAGUCGAUAAAGACUGCGAGUUUCUAGAACAGGAGAGAAUCAUGGAUUAUAGUCUUCUGGUUGGGAUUCAUUUCAGAGAAGCAUCAGUCGCUGGAGAGCUGAUUCCUUCUGGAGCUCGCACGCCUAUUGGUGAAUUCGAAGACGAAUCCGCCCCUCGUCUCUCAAGAGCAGACGUGGAUAAGGUUCUAUCUGAUCCCACAAGAUGGGCUAGUAUCAGACUUGGAGGAAACAUGCCGGCUCGAGCAGAGAGGACAAUGAGGAGAAACGACUGUGAGUUCCAGCUAGUUGGGGAACCAACAGGAGAAUACUACGAGGUUGUAAUGAUCUUUGGAAUCAUAGACAUUCUUCAAGACUAUGACAUUAGCAAGAAACUCGAACACGCCUACAAGAGCAUUCAAUACGAUCCUACUUCGAUCUCAGCCGUUGACCCGAGGCUAUAUUCGAGACGUUUCCGUGAUUUCAUCUUUAAAGUCUUUACUGAGGACAAUUGA